CACUCGGAAUCGAACAUGUCGUUAAGUUGGAAUACGCUGCUCCUGCCGCUGCUCCUGUUCACCUGCGUUGGCUGCCUGACUGUGCCGGCUGUGCCCAAGCUGCGACAGGAUGGACGCAUUGUGGGUGGCGUUCAGGUGUCUAUUAAGGAUUAUCCGUAUCAAAUUUCACUGCAGCGUAGUUUUCACAUGUGCGGCGGUUCAUUGAUUGGCGUCGGCUGGGCACUGACCGCCGCCCAUUGUGUGGAGAGCGCUAGUGUGGAGUCCUUGAAGGUGCGCGUCGGUGCCACGCGCAAAGAGAAGGAUGGCCUGAUCGUCAACAUACGGCGUAUUCACCGUCAUCCCGACUACAAUUCACGAACAAUCGACUAUGACUAUGCCCUGCUAGAGCUGGCGCCCUAUAAUAGCACAGACGUCACCCAGGCAUUUGCCCAGCUGCCUGAACAGAAUGAGAAUCUUCCAGAUGGCACAUUGGUUACAAUCACCGGCUGGGGCAAUACUCAAAAUGCCGAGGAAUCGUCAGAUGUGCUGCGAGCUGUCACCGUGCCCACGGUGAAUCAGACCCAAUGCACAUUAGCCUAUGAGCAUUUUGGCUACAUUACGGACCGUAUGCUAUGCGCGGGUCUCACCGAAGGUGGCAAGGAUGCCUGUCAAGGGGACUCCGGCGGGCCGUUGGCCGUCAAUGGUAAAUUAUGGGGCGUUGUCUCCUGGGGAUUUGGCUGUGCAAAGCCCAAAUAUCCUGGUGUUUAUUCCAAAGUGUCGGCAGUAAGGGAUUGGAUUGCUUCGAUAAGUGGCAUAUAGAUUGUUGUC
This is a messenger RNA of Drosophila arizonae, 807 nucleotides long. RefSeq names its product Trypsin 29F (gene Try29F). Gene Ontology annotation, molecular function: serine-type endopeptidase activity. NCBI's taxonomy places the organism in Eukaryota, Metazoa, Arthropoda, Insecta, Diptera, Drosophilidae. The record is from RefSeq and is a predicted model, not a curated record. Gene Ontology annotation, biological process: proteolysis.